UUACUUGGGCAUUAUAGAUUCAAACAAUCAGUUCACAGAUGGUACAAUAGCCCAUUUCCGAAUUACCCUUGGCCUAAUUUUCAAAACGAGUCCUGGUUCUCAUCCUUUCAUAUGAUAAUAAGUUUUCAUUCACAUGCAAAUUAAACUCAAUUUCACAAGAUUGGUUGAGCACAAGGCCUCGUUUUGAAAAAGAUGCCAAGGGUAAGUCGGAAGUGGGGUAUCAAAACUCUUUUUCCUAUUUCUCUCACUUCAUGCAAUUCAGGAGAAUUUUCUUGCCUGUUUGACGAAACUUGGGGCCGCUGUAGGGAAAAACAGAUAUUAGAAAGAAAAUGGGCAACAAUCAGACUUUUACAAAACCUCAUCCUGGAACUUGUUGGUCAAGCGUGUUUGCACCGGUUGGUCCUAUCAAAGAGCCGCUGCCCAUGUUGGCGUGCUUGUUCGUCGCUGCCCUUGGUCUCUUUGGCGUGUUACUGUCCAGGAGAGUAACCGAGGGAGGCAAGUUUCUGUACUCUACUUUGUUCGGCUAUGGCAUCGCUAGUUUCUGCUUCCAUUGGAAUUUGUGGGAAGGUUUCUACCGAGUCCUUGACGUCCAACUGAACUUCCUCCAGGCCAUCAACAUUGUCUACAUGAGUUGCAUCCCUAAAGGAGAAAAUUUAUUUUACAAGGUAUCCUCGUACUUGCUGAUCAUGUUUUUCUCUAUCUACCCGUUCUUUGCUCAUGUUUUGGGAAUUACUCUAAAGAAAUCCUGGAUCUCUUGGAUCACGUUUGAUGGGAUUUGGAUAUUCGUUUUGAUCGGGUUAAUGAUCAUUUGGUUCCAACGGGACCACUUAGGAACGCCAAAACACCCAAGCCGACAAGCAAUGUUCAAUCUUGUGUGGAAAACCAUCUUCUCGGUAAUGUCGGCGUACCUCUUCUGGAUCCUUGAUGAGGUGGUAUGUGUGUUAUUCGAUAACCACCGUUUCGUCAUCGUCAUCUUUGGACACACUCUUUGGCAUGUGUUCAUUGGGUUCGGCUUUUACUACCUGACGACCCUCAUAGUCUUCUUACUAGCUGAAGACCUGCGUGUUUACCCUAAAGUCCUCACCUGGCCCAAGAACAAGCCUUUCUUUGUCUUCGUUGUGGUGCAAUACGAACACUAUGAUCUGAUGAGUAAGGCCGAAACAACAUCAAAGAAGGAACAUUAAUUGUACGUGUAUUGUUAUGGUAAGUGCCCGUUGUUUCUCUCAAGGUAGAAAUCCUUCGAUGUUGUUAAAAAAUAGAAUCAGUGUAAUUGGUUUAGCCUAAUUUCAUCAUUUAUGCGAGCUCGAUUUACGAUCAAGCCAAUGGAUGGCGAUUGUUUUCCAAAGGAACUAAGUCACAGAGUCGUUUAGGAGUGAAGCUCUUAUCUUCUUUUAGAAAAUAGGACUAAAUAUGCAUGCAUCAUUUUGUUCUUGCACCUGGUAACUUUGAUUCAACAAAAGGAUGGAUAAGUAUGGCUUUUGGUGAUUAUCGUCGACGAGUUAAUCUCUUCUUGUCCCCUUUACAGUACUCAGUAACAUUAGCUAAACGCCGAUUUCCAAACGGAUUCUGCUUCAAAUUCCGAAAGUUCGCCUUCUGUUCACACGUCUCCACGAACAAAGCCUCUCCCCAAUUUGAAAGCCUCCCACUCAGAGCCAUUUCGUAUUUAAGCCUCUGAGGGCUUAUAUUUGGAAACUAAUUUUAUUCAAACGAAACUAGCCACCAUAUUGGAACUUUAUGAGAAAAGUCCGACAUGACUUUUCACACGGUGCAUUUCUAGCUAUUUCUAUUAACUAUAAAGUAUAGUGUGAAUGAGGUGCUCUUGGUGCCGAGGCGGCUCUCUCAAACUGUUAGACUUAACGUAGGUAGUAAACUACAGUAAUCUAUUUUGAUUCUUUUUUUGUAAUCAAUAGUUUCUCUAUUUUGGUAAUAAAGUGUAGCUGUUGUUGUC
Molecule: messenger RNA, 1948 nt
Organism: Stylophora pistillata
Lineage: Eukaryota; Metazoa; Cnidaria; Anthozoa; Scleractinia; Pocilloporidae
Biological process (GO): ceramide metabolic process
Cellular component (GO): membrane
Molecular function (GO): hydrolase activity, acting on carbon-nitrogen (but not peptide) bonds, in linear amides
Source: RefSeq, a predicted model, not a curated record